Cornus florida is the source of this 2265-nucleotide messenger RNA. RefSeq lists its product as uncharacterized. Lineage: Eukaryota; Viridiplantae; Streptophyta; Magnoliopsida; Cornales; Cornaceae. The record is from RefSeq and is a predicted model, not a curated record. Bases 229 to 2046 code for a protein of 605 amino acids. The transcript is spliced from 7 exons.
ACCAUCGUUUUAGUUCUAGCUUCAUUUUUAAGCGCAAACUUAACCUAUCAUACACCCGAACGAGGUGAGGUCGUGAGGGUUUCUGCGAACGAAGAACGAUAUACCGUAUACGUACACAUAUUCAUAUAUAUAUAUAUAUAUAUAUAUAUAUAAGUGACACAGAAAGGGAAGACUCGGUGUAUGGAUCGGUCGUUUUGAAUUGAAUUCAAAAUAAAGGUGUUAGGAACUAUGGAUUCAAAUACACAGUCUUCGUCCCCAGAGAAUGCCGAUGUAAGGGCAGCGUUUCGGAAACCUUCAAAUGAUGCAGCCAACAGGAAGUAUCGGCGUCGGUCUCCAGUUAGCGGAUCAUCCUCAUCUGAUGGGGGUCCUCACCGUGAACAUAGCUCUAGCCCAAUCCUUUCAAGGGAAGAUCAUGAGAAAGUCUCUGAGCGUCCACGAAGAAAGGAUGAUAGGAGGGAACUGGAUAGGGAUUCUGAUAGGAGCCAGUAUGGCCGAAGUGAUAAUUCAUAUAGACAUUCCAAUCGACAGCCCUCUCGGAGUUCUCAUCAUUACAAUAGGCACGAUGACUACAGAAGACGUGAAAAGCAAGCGGAUGAUGAAGAUAGAAAUUAUUCGAAGUUAUCCUCUCAUUCUAGUCGAGAGAUGAGGGGCGGGGAUCAUUCUGAUCAUACAAGGCGUGAAAGUGAGCAUAACAGAUCUAGAGACCAUUUGCGUAAUAUCGAUAAGUAUUCCCAAGGAAAAUCUGAUAGUUCAGGGCAUCGAAGCAGGGAUAAGGAGAGAGAGACCUCAUCUCGUGAUUAUCAGAAAUAUAAAGAGAAGGAUUUAUCAUCAGACAGAGCUGGAUCUGGUAGGAGGCACACUAACUUGAACGUUGAAGAAAUUAAAUCUGGAGAGCAGGAUAGGCAUAUGGGGGAUAAAGAUGUUCGAGAUGAGAAGAGGGACUAUCUGAGGAGUUUGGGGGAUUACAAAGGUGAUCGUUCACCCACCUAUGAAGAAUCCAGGGGGCGUCGGAAUGACUCAACUUCACGAAGAGACAGUUCUGGACAUAGGUUGAAGGAAGUGUCUAAGAGUAGCCCCAAGGAAUUAGAUGGUCAAAAAUACACCAAGGAAGGAAAAAAGAAACAUGAUGAUCUGGAAAUUAGCAGGCACAGGGAGAGAUACAAUAGGGAACCGGGGGAACAGUUUGAAGGUAAAACUGUUUUUACCUAUGGAAAUGAAGAAUCGGCUGCCAAGAAGCCAAAAUUUAGCUUGGACUCAGGCACUGAUUAUGAGAAACGUGUUUCGAAGUUUACAACCAUAGCCGAUGAACAACAUUCUUCAAGUUCAAAGCGAGGUCAGGAAUUUGUUGAUAAAAUGACUUCAGAGCAGGCCAAUGUGAAAGAUUCUGAGGCUUCUAAUGAUAUAGAUGCUGCAAAAAUUGCCGCAAUGAAAGCUGCUGAAUUAGUUAAUAGGAACCUUAUUGGGACGGGUUACUUGUCCACCGACCAAAAGAAGAAGCUGCUGUGGGGGAACAAAAAGAAUACUACUGCAGAAGAGCCUGUUCAUCGCUGGGAUACAGCAUUGUUCUCUGAUCGUGAACGACAAGAAAAAUUCAACAAACUCAUGAGUCUGAGGUUGCCUUGGUACCUAUGGCCAAUUGUAGGGUGUGAAGGGCGAGGUGAAAAUGGAGCAAAAACCCGACGACCAGGAUGGCAUAGUGGAGAAGCAGAAAGAGCUUCAGCUGGAUCUAGAGAAGCAAUACACUGCUGGACUCCGUCGAAGAGAUGGCCGCACUGUCGGAUUAGGUCUUUGAGAAGUCACAUGGAAUAUUUUUGUACUUCUAUUGUGAUAUUUAGCUACUUUUUGUUAUACUACUGUGUUGGAAGCAUGCUACUUCUGAUCGUACCCUUCUGUCUUUUUAGGUGUAAAUGCAAUUUGUUAUUGGCAUUACUUAUAUCACGUGAUAAAAGGGUGUUUUGGAGAAUUACUUGCCUUGAAAGUUCUUAUUGUGGGCUUGUACCAAUCACUUGCUUGCUGAAGCCUACGCUGUUGAGUUGUCAAAAUUAGGGCUGCAUGUUUGGUAGGUAUCCAAUAUAUUUUAGCCCACAUGGCAGCGCUACAUCAUCAAUGCGCAGGUAUUGGGUGUGCAGACCAUGUGGUUAGCGUCAAGUGAUUCAUUGUUGACCAUAUGUUUUAUUUCAUAAAUUAUGUUUGAAUUUGAAAAUUAUCUUGCUAAAUUAUAUUUUGUACAUGAUACUCUCUUUAUUAUUAUAUUUUGUUACGAAA